Melanaphis sacchari is the source of this 381-nucleotide messenger RNA. RefSeq names its product piggyBac transposable element-derived protein 4-like. Bases 1 to 381 code for a protein of 126 amino acids. The record is from RefSeq and is a predicted model, not a curated record. The transcript has a single exon. NCBI's taxonomy places the organism in Eukaryota, Metazoa, Arthropoda, Insecta, Hemiptera, Aphididae.
AUGCUCCAUUUUAGCUACAACAAUGAGCAAAUACCUGGAGAUCGACUUUCUAAGAUUCGAAUGCCAUUACAAGAUAUAACUAAAAAUUUUAAAUAUGCCAUGAUACCAUUUGAAAAUCUAGCAAUAGAUGAAAGUCUUGUUCUGUGGAAGGGUCGUCUUUCAUUUACACAAUUUAUUAAAACAAAGCGACACCGAUUUGGAAUAAAAAUUUUUGUUAUUUGUGAUGUAGAAACUGAUUUCAUUCUAAAUAUUCUAAUAUAUACUGGAAGCACAACAGAAUAUAGAAAAACAGACCCAAGCCUCGGUAUAUCUGGAACUGUGGUAAAUACAUUGAUGAAGCCAUGCUUGAAAAAAGGUCACAAGCUAUUCAUUGAUAAUUGA